CACUUCUCCGUCUGCCUGCUAACUUAUUGAGUGAGCAUUUACAAAUGCAAAAGGAAAACCUGUUUGAGACCUUCCAUCAACCAAAGAUUGAACGCUGUUGAGAAAAGGUUUUCCGGUCAAUCUCUGACCAGUGGGACUCCCAUUCAGGGAAUGGAGGCUGUGGCCAAGUACGAGUUCAACGGAGCUGGAGAGGAUGAGCUGAGUUUCAAGAAAGACGACAUCCUGAAGGUACUGAGCACUGAAGAUGACUGGUACAAGGCCGAACUACAUGGGCAUGAGGGCUUUGUGCCAAAGAACUACAUUGACAUCAAUGUACCCAGCUGGUUCCAUGGUGGGAUCGCUCGCAAUGAGGCAGAGUCCAUCCUGUUAGCGCAGGACGUGGGAUUCUUCCUCAUCAGGGCCAGCCAGAGUUCCAAGAAUGAGUUUUCCAUCUCAGUCAGGCAUGAGGAGGACGUACAGCAUUUUAAAGUAUUGCGCGAUGGUAAGGGACACUAUUUCUUGUGGUCGGAGAAAUUUGACUCACUGAACAAACUGGUGGAAUAUUACAAAGUCAGCUCAAUCUCCAAAACCACACAGAUCUACCUGCGCGAGUCCAAAAAAGAAACAAAGGGAGGUUUUACCCAUCCUGACUCGCGAAUGGCAGAUCCACGAAUGAUGAGCUCUCGAGCAUCUAAUCCCAGAUUCCCAGAUCCCCGAUCAUCUAAUCCCAGAUUCCCAGAUUCCCCAUCGUCAAAUCCCAGAUUCCCAGAUCCCCGAGUGUCUAAUCCCAGACUCCCAGAUCCCCGAAUGCCAGAUUUCCGAAUGUCUAAUCCCCGAAUUCAAGACUCCAGAAUGCCAGAUUCCCGAAUUCCGGAUUUCCGAAUGCCAGAUUCCCGAGUACCAGAUCCACGGCCAGCUAUCCCGCCAGGGCCCAGCGCACAUUUCUCUGAGCCCUCGUCAGUGUUCAGAAAGGGUCUCAACUCCCAGCCAUCAUUCAAUGACGUGUCACCCAGGUUCAGGCAGUCUCCCAGCCCACAGCCCCCUUUCCAGGAACUACCUGCCACCAGGAAAGCCAAUGAGAACCCACCAGCACUGAAACUCAGGAGGGUCCAGGCAAUGUUUGAUUUCUCAGCCGAGGCGGACGAUGAGCUGGAGUUUAAGACUGGAGACAUUAUCGAGGUCUUGGACAACACAGACCCCUCAUGGUGGAAGGGUUGUCUAUGGGGAAGGAUUGGUUUAUUCCCAAGUAACUACGUGGCGCCAAUUAACCGGUGACACCCCUCCUCCCCUCAGCCUCCGGAAAGUUGUUGUUUGUCUUUCCCGCUCCUCACCGUCGUGGUCAAUAAAAUAUGUUCUUGAUUUAA
This is a messenger RNA of Chiloscyllium plagiosum (whitespotted bambooshark), 1343 nucleotides long. Its product is annotated as growth factor receptor-bound protein 2. Gene Ontology annotation, molecular function: protein binding. NCBI's taxonomy places the organism in Eukaryota, Metazoa, Chordata, Chondrichthyes, Orectolobiformes, Hemiscylliidae. The record is from RefSeq and is a predicted model, not a curated record.